UCCACGGACAGCAGGAGGCACUGCAGGCAGGACAGUUUGCAGAGGCAGAGACGUCGAAGGUGCGCCAAGCGUGGUAUUUACGAUCGAAAAUAUAAAGAAACGAGGAUAAUUCGCGAGGAUGGCGGCAAUCAGUCUGUUGAAUCCGAAGGCCGAGUUUGCCCGGGCGGCACAGGCUCUGGCGGUAAACAUCUCCGCCGCGAAGGGAAUUCAAGACGUGAUGAAGACCAACUUGGGGCCCAAGGGAACCAUGAAGAUGCUGGUUUCUGGAGCUGGAGAUAUAAAGAUCACCAAGGACGGCAAUGUGCUCCUUCAUGAAAUGCAGAUCCAGCACCCUACGGCAUCUCUGAUAGCAAGAGCGUCCACCGCUCAGGACGAUAUGACUGGCGACGGCACAACCAGCACUGUACUGGUCAUCGGUGAACUGUUAAAGCAAGCCGAUUUGUAUAUAACGGAGGGGCUGCAUCCUAGAGUGCUCGCAGACGGUUUUGACUUGGCUCGCGCCAAGGCAUUAGAAAUCUUGGACUCGAUGAAAAUUCCAAUCGAGCCUGUCAAAGAGAACCUACUGGAUAUCGCGAGGACCUCGCUCAGAACAAAACUUCACCAUACCAUGGCUGACAAAUUAACCGAGAUCUGCGUGGACGCAGUGCUGGCAAUCAGGCAGCAGGGCAAAGAGAUCGACUUGCACAUGGUCGAAUUGAUGGAAAUGCAGCACAGAACGGCGGACGAUACCACUCUGAUUCGUGGUAUAGUCACUGACCAUGGAGCCAGACAUCCAGAUAUGCCGAAAAGAUUGGAGAACGCAUAUAUUCUGACCUGUAAUGUGAGCCUGGAAUACGAGAAAAGCGAGGUGAAUAGUGGAUUCUUCUACAAGUCCGCGGAGGAACGCGAAAAGUUGGUGGCCGCCGAACGUGUGUUUAUCGAUAAUCGCGUGAAAAAGAUUAUUGAGUUGAAGAAGAAGUUGUGCGACGGAACGGAUAAAUCGUUCGUCGUGAUAAAUCAGAAAGGGAUCGAUCCGUCGUCUCUCGAUAUGCUCGCGAAGGAGAACAUUAUUGCUUUGCGCAGAGCCAAGCGCAGAAACAUGGAACGUCUGGCGCUCGCGUGUGGUGGCGUAGCCAUGAAUUCUGUGGAUGAUCUGAAAGAGGAGCAUUUGGGAUGGGCCGGCCUCGUGUAUGAACACGUUCUGGGAGAAACUAAAUAUACCUUUAUAGAGGAGUGCAAAAAGCCAAAUUCCGUAACUAUAUUAUUGAAGGGUCCUAAUAAAUUUACAUUGGAGCAACUCAAAGAUGCUGUGCGUGACGGACUUAGGGCAAUAAAGAAUGCUAUCGACGAUCGUGCGGUCGUUCCCGGAGCCGGAGCCUUUGAGGUUGCGGUUAGUCAAGCCCUCCAACGAUACAAAGAGCAAGUGAAAGGAAAGCAACGUUUAGGAGUACAGGCCUAUGCCGAGGCUUUACUUAUCAUUCCGAAAACUCUCGCCGUUAAUAGUGGAUUUGAUCUGCAAGACACGAUCGUUAAAUUAUUUGAGGAACACACCGCUUUAGGAGAACCAGUAGGAUUGGAUUUAUCUACGGGGGAAGCUAUAAAACCCGCGGAUGUUGGUGUUUAUGACAAUUAUAAUGUAAAGAAACAAAUUAUCAAUUCUUGCACGAUAAUCGCCAGUAAUCUCCUUCUAGUUGACGAAAUAAUGAGAGCAGGAUUAUCUUCACUAAAGGGUUAACAUACCGAUGCAACUCUUGUGAAAUUAAAAGUAAAAGGACCACUAAUAAUUUUUUUUUUACGAAAUCAAAUUAUAUAUUGAUUAUCAUUUAUUUUGCGUUAUAUCUGUUAACCAAACACGUCGCUUGAUCUCUUGCUUUUAACGUAAAUAUUUAAUAACACGAUAAUAUGAAUUUUCACAUUGAACUUAAUAAAAUGAUGUUUUCGUAAAAAAGUA
This is a messenger RNA of Temnothorax curvispinosus, 1930 nucleotides long. RefSeq names its product T-complex protein 1 subunit zeta (gene CCT6). The record is from RefSeq and is a predicted model, not a curated record. Lineage: Eukaryota; Metazoa; Arthropoda; Insecta; Hymenoptera; Formicidae. Gene Ontology annotation, biological process: protein folding. Gene Ontology annotation, molecular function: ATP-dependent protein folding chaperone; ATP binding; ATP hydrolysis activity. The coding region runs from base 119 to 1714 and encodes 531 amino acids. The transcript is spliced from 7 exons. Gene Ontology annotation, cellular component: chaperonin-containing T-complex.